CAAACAAGCACUUUUCCCAUCCCUCCGCGCUGUCGUCGGCUCUGUUUGACAGCCAGGAGGAAAUCUGGCAGUAUUUUUCCUCAAGGCAAGUUGGCUAUUUUUUUAAUUUUUAUUUUCCCGGAGGACGACUUCCAACUUGGCCCCAGAGACUAGACUGCAAGAAUGGAGGAGUAUCAUCACGGCAGCGAGGGCUCAUUUAACCCCGAGGAGGCAGAUAACAUUGUCAAAGAGUGUAUCGAUAAUAUCAUAGGUGGCGUGGACUACAGCCAGAGUUUGGUGAACAAAUGGACGGCUAGUAUCGUGGAGCUUUCCCUCACACAGCUGGUCAAACAGGGGAAGCCAUACAAGUAUAUUGUGUCCUGUGCUGUGAUGCAGAAGAGCGGCGCCGGGCUCCACACAGCCAACUCCUGCUACUGGGACACGGCCGUGGACGGAAGCUGCACCGUGAGAUGGGAAAACCGCACCAUGUACUGUGUGGUUAGUGUGUUUGCUGUGGCCAUAGCAUAGGACACACACACACACACAAACACACACACACACACACAUUCACACUUUACCAGUACCACCCAAAGAGGAAUGCAAUGUGUUCCUGCAACCAGCAGGGGGCCACCAAGUGCCACAGUGUCCACAGUCCACACAGCUGUGUCUGCUCCUGGCAGCUCAACCUUUGACCUCUGAGGCAGUCUGAGGAAGGUGGAGGAGAAGCUGCAGUGAAACCACACCAGCUGUCUGUAUGUUUUUUCUUUGUCAAACGUCUCAUCAGUCCUGAACGUGUGGAAGAAUUCCAGUUCUCCGCUGUUUUUUCUUUUUUUUUUGUAUUUAUCUUGUCUCACUGCUUUCAAAGCUCGCCUUUUGCCAAACGCCGUGCAAAGCUAAGUCGUGCUCUUUACCUGCAUGCGACAGCUGCAAGCAAAGGAUCUGAUUUAAUGCACUUCUACAAUUCAUAUGUGUCAGCUGUAUCAUAUCAUAUGGAGGACGGGGGGGAGAUUUUGGUCCCAGGAAGGAAAAGGCAAUAAACUUGAAAAUUUGUCAACAAA
Messenger RNA from Myripristis murdjan (pinecone soldierfish), 1037 nucleotides. RefSeq names its product dynein light chain Tctex-type 3-like. The transcript is spliced from 5 exons. NCBI's taxonomy places the organism in Eukaryota, Metazoa, Chordata, Actinopteri, Holocentriformes, Holocentridae. Gene Ontology annotation, cellular component: cytoplasmic dynein complex; cytoplasm. The coding region runs from base 163 to 507 and encodes 114 amino acids. The record is from RefSeq and is a predicted model, not a curated record. Gene Ontology annotation, molecular function: dynein intermediate chain binding. Gene Ontology annotation, biological process: microtubule-based movement.